AUGCUUCUAUCCGGAGUAUGCCCACCAGUCAUGAUGGCCUCUACACACAACCCACAGUUGCGUCUGCUUAAUGCUCUGCGAGGUGGAACAAAGCCUAUAAUGACCUUUUUAGGGCUCCCCUCUUUCCGCACAGCACAAAUUGUAGCCCAGACCGGCCUCGACGGAAUCAUCAUCGACUGUGAGCACGGUCAUAUCAGCGAUGACUCGAUGCAUAGCUCGACAGCCGCAAUCGCAGCAAUGGGAGUGUCGCCUCUUGUUCGCAUCAGAAUGACACACUCGGAUUUGAUUAAAAGAGCAUUAGAUGCUGGUGCACAUGGUAUCGUUGUCCCUCAAAUCAAUACCGCUGAAGAGGCCAGGUCUGUUGUCUCUCAUGCCAAAUUCCCUCCACUGGGUGUUCGGGGACAAGGCUCAGCGUUUCCAGCAAUCGCUCAUGGGAUUGAUAUCCCGACGUAUAUGAAAACGGCCAAUGAAACUAUUAUCACUUGUAUCCAGAUUGAAUCAAUAGGAGGCGUUGAAAACGUUGAUGAGAUCUGUGCUGUACAAGGUGUGGACAUGAUUCUGAUUGGACCAAAUGAUCUUGCAUUGUCCAUUCUUGGCUAUGUUCCUGCGAAAGGGAGCGAGGCUGAGUUUGUCAGCGCCAUUGAGAAGAUUGUGGCCGCGGCUAGAAAACAUGGUAAAUGGGUCGCCCGGUUGUCGAACAAUGGCGCUUUAUGUAGAGAGCAUUUGAAGGUGUUCGAUACUGUGGCUUUGAGUUAUGAUAUUCGGGCAAUCCAGAGUUGGUACACAGCUGAGCUCCAGGUUGCGCGGUCAUAG
Molecule: messenger RNA, 813 nt
Organism: Penicillium longicatenatum
Lineage: Eukaryota; Fungi; Ascomycota; Eurotiomycetes; Eurotiales; Aspergillaceae
Product: HpcH/HpaI aldolase family protein
Exons: 5
Coding region: 1-813 (270 amino acids)
Cellular component (GO): cytoplasm
Molecular function (GO): aldehyde-lyase activity
Source: RefSeq, a predicted model, not a curated record